This is a messenger RNA of Phyllostomus hastatus (greater spear-nosed bat), 4934 nucleotides long. It is a transcript of the gene PCIF1, whose product is annotated as phosphorylated CTD interacting factor 1. The coding region runs from base 2433 to 4700 and encodes 755 amino acids. Gene Ontology annotation, cellular component: nucleus. The record is from RefSeq and is a predicted model, not a curated record. NCBI's taxonomy places the organism in Eukaryota, Metazoa, Chordata, Mammalia, Chiroptera, Phyllostomidae. Gene Ontology annotation, molecular function: RNA polymerase II C-terminal domain binding; mRNA (2'-O-methyladenosine-N6-)-methyltransferase activity. The transcript is spliced from 17 exons.
AUUGAACUGGCAACCCUUUGGUUUGCAGGCCCACCCUCAAUCCACUGAGCUACACCUGCCAGGGCCUAUUUUUUAACUGGUUAGAGAGAAUAGAGAGAAGGGGUAGUGGAGAGAGACAUCGCUUUGUUCUUCCUCUUACUCGUUUAUUGGUUGUUUUUGUUAUGUGCUUUGACAAAGGAACCUGCAACCUCGGCCUAUUGGGAUGAUACCCUAACUGAGCUAGCCCGCCAGAGUGAAACCCAGUUAUUCUUAAAAUUGAGGUAACACUGGUAUAUAGCAUACUAGUUUCAGAUGUACGACAGAGUAAUUCAAACUUUGCAUAUAUUACAAACUGAUCACCACAGGAAGUCUAGUUACUAUUCAUCACCAGCAACUGACUGCCUUUACCCAUUUUGCCCACACCAACCCCCUUCCCGUUAACCACCAAUCUGUUGUAACUUCUUAAAAGAUUCCACAUGUAAGUGGAAUGAUGUGGUAUUUUAUCUUCCUCUGACUUAUUUCAUUUAGCAUAAUACCCUCAAGGUUCACCCAUGUUGUUGCAAACGGCAGAAUUUCCUUUUUUAUGGUGGAGCAGUUAUUUCAGCAUGUAUGCCUGUAUCACAUCUUGAUCCAUUCGACCAUUGAUGGACAUUUGGGUUGUUUCCAUACCUUGGCUAUUGUAAACAAUGCUGUAAUAAACAUAACCAUAGGGCUGUUUAUCUUUCCAAAUCAGUGUUUUCUUCAGAUCGGUAUCUAGAAGUGGAACACCUGGAUCACAUGGUAGUUCUGUACAUUUUCCACAGUGGCUGCACCGAUUUACAUUCCCAGUAACAAGUGUACCAGGGUUCCCCUUUCUCCUCAUCCUCGCCAACACCAAUUACUCAUUUACUUUAUCAGACAGAGAACUCCAGCCCUGGCUGGACUGAGCCAGCCAGUGAUCGGUGGACUGAACACUGGCCGGUGAACCAAAGGGUCACUGGUUCGAUUCCCAGUCAGGGCACAUGCUUGGGUUGCAGGCCAGGACCCCAGUGGGGAGUGAGAGGCAACCACACACUGAUGUUUCUCUUCCUCCUUCCUUUUCCUUCUUUCUAAAAAGGAAUACAGUCUUGAAAAAAUGGAGAACUCUAGUUCUUAAUUACUAUUCACACCACUGCCUCCAGUUUUGACGCUGCCAGCUCCACCAAGCUCCAUAGACACAAGAGGCCACCCAGCUGGGGUAUCUGCAGCCUCUAGCUCCACACAGGAAACUCAAGUAGAAUAGCAGGUGGCGACUUUGUCCUCUCGAGCUACCCUUGGCAAGCAGGCUCACUUGGGAACCCAGAAAGUGGAGCUAGAGAGUCUCUGGGCCUCAAUGGAGUUGAGCAUAGAGCGCCCAGCAACUGUUAGUCUGCUGGACCAACUUUUGUGGUUGGUUUGAGGUCUCAGUGAGGAUUUGCACUGCAACUAGUGGCCACAGAUGUCAGUGUUGAAAAGACCCUCAGAUGCAUUUAGUGUAUAAUUUCCUAACUUUGCCCAAAGUCAUCUGUUUUUCGGGUGUAUAAUGUUUGUACUUAAAAUUAGCCUGCUGGACUUAGCAAGCAAAGCCAUCUUUAUUGUUUCCACAGUUGUCCUUUCUUCUACUCAAAAACACGUAUAACCUGUGCAGCCUGAUUAUGGGAAAAGGUUGGAUUUGCUUGCAGCCUGGAUACAGGCAACGGCUGUAAAAAACUCUGGACCGAGCCCCAGAGAAGGCAAGCGACCAUCCGCAAGAGGCAGAGAUGCACCGGGGUUAGAGCCCGGAUCCACGCUACGUUCACAACUACGUCAUCAGGGCUCCGCCCUCGGAUCGGCGUCGCAGCCGAGCCCCUGCAGCUUUCAAACCCGCCCUGCGCCCCCUGGUGCGCACACUCAGUCGGACCCUGCCUGCGCACCGCCCACCCGAGUCCUUCUGCCCCAGCGGGUGUGCUGGCGUGGGAAACUGAGGCAGGGAGUGUUUGUGAGUCCGUUCCUUCCUCAACUCAUACCCUAGGGCCCACAAAGCUACCUCCCUCUGCUCAGACCCGCAUGGAAGAAAAGGGAAAGAUAGAAGAAAGGGGAGGGGGUCGUGAGCUAGCAGGGUCUGAGGACCCGAUCGGUCCGCCACACUCAAGAUGGCGGCUGGCAGCGGAGAGGUCCCUCAGAGGCGGUACCAGCGCAUGCGUAGUGCGGAGUCCCGGCCUGGGACACAAGAUGGCGGGAGCGGCGCUGGGGAGGGCGAGGCGGAGGCGGCAAAACGGGCAGCCGAGCAGAACGUGUAGCCGCAUCCUUUCGAGUCCGCUUCGGGCAGUUGCCGAUGCAAGGAGUUCCCUGGGUCCCCGUUCACUCCACUGCUGACCAGCCCACCCACCUGAGCUGAGCCUUUCCGCAGGCCUCCCUUCCGCCUCUGUGGGACCCUGUGGUGUGGGGUCCAUCCGGCCAGAGAAGAAAACCCUCUCAUGCUAGCGUUGCAGACCCCAGAGGGUGAGAAAAAGGGGGACCUCGUUCAGCCUCGAGACCUGUGGGCUCAGCCCCAAGGCACCAGGAACCGCUCUUCCUCGGAGAACCAAGGCAGCCAGAGCCUUUUCUCUCCUUGGUCCGGUGUGGGUGCUGAGAUGGCCAAAGAGAAUCACGGCAGCCCCCGGGAGGAAGCGUCCUUGCUGAGUCACUCCCCAGGCACCUCCAAUCAGAGCCAGCCCUGUUCUCCAAAGCCCAUCCGCCUGGUGCAGGACCUCCCAGAAGAGCUGGUGCACGCGGGCUGGGAGAAGUGCUGGAGCAGGAGGGAGAACCGUCCCUACUACUUCAACAGAUUCACCAACCAGUCCCUGUGGGAGAUGCCUGUGCUGGGCCAGCAUGACGUGAUUUCGGACCCUUUGGGGCUGAAUGCGACCCCACUGCCCCAAGACUCAAGCUUGGUGGAAACCCCCCCGGCUGAGAACAAGCCUCGGAAGCGGCAGCUCUCGGAAGAGCAGCCAAGUGGCAAUGGUGUGAAGAAGCCCAAGAUCGAAAUCCCUGUGACACCCACAGGUCCAUCGGUGCCCAGCUCCCCUAAUGUCCCAGGAACCCCAACACUGAAGAUUUGGGGGACAUCCCCUGAAGAUAAACAGCAGGCAGCUCUCCUCCGACCCACUGAGGUGUACUGGGAUCUGGAUAUCCAGACCAACGCUGUCAUCAAGCACCGGGGGCCUUCAGAGGUGCUGCCCCCGCAUCCCGAGGUGGAGCUGCUCCGCUCCCAGCUCAUCCUGAAGCUGCGGCAGCACUACCGGGAGCUGUGCCAGCAGCGAGAGGGCAUUGAGCCCCCUCGGGAGUCUUUCAAUCGCUGGAUGCUGGAGCGCAAGGUCGUGGACAAAGGCUCUGACCCCCUGUUGCCAAGCAACUGCGAACCAGUUGUUUCACCCUCCAUGUUUCGUGAAAUCAUGAAUGACAUUCCUAUCAGGUUAUCUCGCAUCAAAUUUCGGGAGGAAGCCAAGCGCCUGCUUUUUAAAUACGCAGAGGCUGCCAGGCGGCUCAUCGAGUCCAGGAGUGCCUCCCCCGACAGCAGGAAGGUGGUCAAGUGGAACGUGGAGGACACCUUCAGCUGGCUGCGGAAGGACCACUCAGCCUCCAAGGAGGACUACAUGGACCGCCUGGAGCAUCUGCGGAAACAGUGCGGCCCCCACGUCUCGGCCGCCGCCAAGGACUCCGUGGAGGGCAUCUGCAGCAAGAUCUACCACAUCUCCCUGGAGUACGUCAAGCGGAUCCGCGAGAAGCACCUCGCCAUCCUCAAGGAGAACAACAUCCCAGAGGACGUGGAGGCCCCAGAGGUGGAGCCCCGCCUGGUGUACUGCUACCCAGUACGGCUGGCUGUGUCCGCGCCGCCCAUGCCCAGCGUGGAGAUGCACAUGGAGAAUAAUGUGGUCUGCAUCCGGUAUAAGGGAGAGAUGGUCAAGGUCAGCCGCAACUACUUCAGUAAGCUGUGGCUCCUCUACCGCUACAGCUGCAUCGAUGACUCGGCCUUCGAGAGGUUCCUGCCCCGAGUCUGGUGUCUCCUCCGGCGGUACCAGAUGAUGUUUGGCGUGGGCCUCUACGAGGGGACAGGCCUGCAGGGAUCGCUGCCAGUGCACGUCUUCGAGGCCCUCCACCGACUCUUCAGCGUCACUUUUGAGUGCUUCGCCUCGCCCCUCAACUGCUACUUCCGCCAGUACUGCUCCGCCUUCCCUGACACAGACGGCUACUUUGGCUCCCGCGGGCCCUGCCUGGACUUCUCCCCGCUGAGUGGCUCCUUUGAGGCCAACCCCCCUUUCUGCGAGGAGCUCAUGGACGCCAUGGUCUCUCACUUCGAGAAACUGCUCGAGAGCUCUCCGGAGCCCCUGUCCUUCAUCGUGUUCAUCCCCGAGUGGCGGGACCCCCCGACACCGGCGCUCACCCGCAUGGAGCAGAGCCGCUUCAAACGCCACCAGCUGGUCCUGCCCGCCUUCGAGCACGAGUACCGCAGCGGGUCCCAGCACAUCUGCAAGAAGGAGGAGAUGCACUACAAGGCCGUCCACAACACAGCCGUCCUCUUCCUGCAGAACGACCCCGGCUUUGCCAAGUGGGGGCCCACAGCUGAGCGGCUGCAGGAGCUGAUCGCUGCCUACCGGCAGUCUGGCCGCAGCCAUGGCUCCGGCUCCUCUUCCUCCUCCUCGGAGGCCAAGGACCGGGACUCGGGCCGAGAACAGGGCCCUAGCCGAGAGCCUCACCCCACUUAACACAUCCUGCGGGGAGGAGGAGCCCCAGGGUGCUGGUGCGGACUGCGGGACUCGUGGCCCUCGGGCUGCCAACGACAUAGGAAGACUACGGCUCUGCCGAGGCUCCCCUCCCUGCCCCACCCCCAACCGCCCACCUCAGACUCCACGUCCCUGUAAAUAGGCCCCACCCCUUCUUCCCCUACCUGUGCCACCUUGUUUCAUUUGUAAAAGGAAAUACAAAAAACCCUCUCCGAA